Messenger RNA from Cyprinodon variegatus (sheepshead minnow), 2185 nucleotides. RefSeq names its product KIAA0907 ortholog (gene khdc4). Gene Ontology annotation, cellular component: nucleus. Gene Ontology annotation, molecular function: RNA binding. The transcript is spliced from 14 exons. Bases 100 to 1935 code for a protein of 611 amino acids. The record is from RefSeq and is a predicted model, not a curated record. NCBI's taxonomy places the organism in Eukaryota, Metazoa, Chordata, Actinopteri, Cyprinodontiformes, Cyprinodontidae.
AGCAGAGAGUAUCCGCUGCCAGUGAAGCAAGUCGUGCAGAAGUCGAAGGAGAUUUGUUUUUUUGCAUUGUGCGACUAAUUAGGGUUUGACAUCACAUUAAUGUCCUUUUGUGGAACGCAAAAUAGUGGGCGCCGCAGCAAGUGGGACCAGCCCGACCCCGGGCCCAGAGGCUCCGGUGGGAUGCUGCAGCGUGAUUCGUUUCCCUGCGGGGCUCUGGAUGCUGCAGCGGCCGUUGCUGCCAAAAUCAACGCUAUGUUGGUGGCUAAAGGGAAGCUGAAGCCAUCACAGAUUAACCCCCCGCUACCAUCCGACAGGACUGUCGGUACUGUGAAGCCUCCUGCACCCACCAAAGCAACUGACCUGGUGAUCGCUGAAGUUGAGAUCAACGACGUCCCUUUGCCCUGUCGAAAUCUCCUAACCCGCGGACAGACUCAGGAAGAGAUCAGUAAAGUGAGCGGAGCUGCAGUUUCAACCAGAGGGCGGUACAUGACAACGGAGGAAAAAGGCAAAGCGUUGCCAGGAGAUCGACCCUUGUAUCUGCAUGUUCUAGGAAAGACAAGAGAGCAUGUGGACAGAGCGGUUAAUGGAAUCAAGGCAAUCAUCGCCAGUGGUGUUGUAAAAGCUGCAACAGCUUCUUCAGCCACUUCCUCUUUCUCCCCCAGUGGCGCUUCAGUCACUGUCUACCAACAGCAGAACCCACCUGCUCCCACGCUGCCCCCUGUGACGAACCACAAACCUCACUUUCAGUCAGGGAUGCAUUAUGUUCAGGACAAGAUCUUUGUGGGCCUGGAGCACGCCGUUCCUGGGUUCGUGGUCAAAGAGCGAGUUGAGGGCCCCGCCUGUUCCUAUCUGCAGCACAUUCAGGCUGAGACCGGAGCCAAAGUCUUCCUACGAGGAAAAGGAUCAGGCUGUUUAGAGCCUGCAUCUGGACGGGAGGCCUUUGAACCCAUGUACAUUUACAUUAGUCAUCCUAAACCAGAAGGACUGGCAGCAGCUAAAACCCUGUGUGAGAAUCUCCUUCAGACGGUCCAUGCAGAAUAUUCCCGCUACGUCAGUCAGAUGAGCUCAGUGAUGCCGACGCCACAAGGUUUUCCACAGCCUCCAGUAGUAAACGGGAUCCCUCCUCAGCCCCCUUACUUCCCUCCAGCUGGAAUCCAGCCAAGCUACAGCGUGCCCGUACCACCGCCAGCGCCCCAACCUGUCCCACCGCCUUUCAAUGUACCACCUCCAGUCCUGCCUGCAGGCGGGCCUUCUCAGUACCCUGUACGGCCACCCCCUGCCCCUCUUCCAUUUCCGGUUGGUCUUUCUAUUCCUGCUCCACCCCCUCCUCCUGUUCUGCCUCCAGUUCCCAAUCCAGCUCCAGAUGUUCUGCAACAGACCCUUCCUCCUCUACAUUCCACAUCAACGCCUCAAAAACUUCCGCCUCAGGCCGCCCCGUCCAACCCGCCUCAGAAGAGACGAUUCACAGAGGAGGUACCAGACGAGAGGGAUAGCGGCCUGCUUGGGUACCAGCAUGGACCCAUUCAUAUGACUAAUUUAGGUGCAGGCUUCUCAGUGGGCAGCACAGAGACUUCAGGAGCCGCACAGCAGAGUUCCUCUGGCCCGGCGAGUGAGAGGGACAGUAGGCACCUAAUGCCUCCACCAACAUCGCUGGGCGUGAACGGAGUCAGACACCAGAUGGACGGGAGGAGAAUACAGCAAGCCUUCGUGGAGCCUUCAGUGAAACGACUCAGAACUGGUUUGGUAGCUUACACCGGCGACUCUUCUGAUGAAGAGGAAGAGCACCCUUCUUCCAAAGCCUCAUGGCUAGGUAACCGUCCACCCACUUCUGCUGCUACAACCUGGGCUCAGAGCUAUCGCUGCCCCCCGCCACAGCAAACUCGUGCCAAAAACCAACCACAGCAACAAUCCAUUCCUUUCUGGAUGGCACCAUGAAAAGGAAACGUUUCUAAGUUCUCUUAAAUCCUACAGGACCUCAUUUUUUCCCUUCCACUUGGAUCAUGUGGAGGACAGCUUCUUCACAGCUGUGCCUCUGUUUGAACAAUGAACUCAGAUCCAAGUAGAUGUACAAAAUGUUUUGUAUACAUUAUAGUUUGGAAGUGAACACUUGCACGGCUUUCUUUCUUUUCUUUAUUGAUCUGUAGGUCCGAUCAGUGGUGGUCUGCACCACACUUUACAACAGAUU